Molecule: messenger RNA, 1876 nt
Organism: Callorhinchus milii (elephant shark)
Lineage: Eukaryota; Metazoa; Chordata; Chondrichthyes; Chimaeriformes; Callorhinchidae
Exons: 10
Coding region: 117-1655 (512 amino acids)
Biological process (GO): regulation of actin cytoskeleton organization; regulation of osteoclast development; regulation of bone resorption
Cellular component (GO): plasma membrane
Source: RefSeq, a predicted model, not a curated record
GUUGGAGCUCUGGUGGUGACUGCAGAACGAGAGGAGGAAGGAAAGAGAAGGGUGACCAGCUGUGUCAGUGCGAGGCAGACGUGUGAGGGGAAGGAGUGUGUCCUGAGUGAGGGACGAUGAUGCUGGGAGCUGUGCUCUGUACCCUGGUCCUGUCAGCCUCUGCCUUCCGGCUCAGUGAGAAUAACUGGACGAUGGAGACCCCCAAUACAGUGACCGGCAGGUUAGGGUCACCGGUCACCGUGUACUGCAAGUUCACUCCCCCUCACCCCAGAUACACAGGGAACAUCACCAUCAUGUGGAAGGCAGGAAGGAAUGGUACUGUGUAUAUUAAAUAUACAAAUUAUGGGCCGGAUUCACAGGGAAAGUACCAAAAUGUCAUUGAUGUAAACGAGGGAGAGCGACACCGAGUGAUUGGGAACACGAGGAAGAACGACGCCACAAUAAAGAUAAACCAACUGAGGGGAAAGGACAAUAAUAAGCUGUUGUCCUGUUGUGUGGAGCUCCAGGGUGAGGACGGAAAGUAUGAAAUUGGCCCCAAAACACGUCUGAUUGUUACAGGUCAUGAAGAGAAGCUCCGGUCAGUGACUGAUACCAAGGGAGGUGAUGCCACACUGCCCUGCUCCUUCACCAUCCCCAACAGAUACCAGAUUCGUGCCACAGUCACAGUGCUUUGGAGGAGAGGGAGGCCACAUGGGCAGCUGGUGUUUAAUUACACUCUUGGCCUCACCGCCCGCACCAACUCCAGGGAGUCAGAGACAGUGAAUGAAGGAAAUCGCUACAAGCUGGUCAGGAAUGUGGGAGAUGGAGACGCUUCCCUGAAGAUCAGGGGCCUGGAGUUAAACGACACCGGACGGUAUUUCUGUCACGUACACGUCAUGUUUAUAAGUAAAGGAUCCCAACUGGACCAGGUGACACAGGACAUGUCAGAGCUGCAGGUUGUUGCUCCGGCUGUCAUCCUGAGUCUGUCCCUCGUGGCCGGUGUUGAAGUCGGAGUUGACAUCGUGUGCACGGCUGAGGGGGAACCACCGGCCAACAUCACAUGGAUCGACCCCAAGAAUAACACGCUGCCCAUUAACACCAGCCACACGCCAGUCACACACGUACCGGACAAGCAUCUAACCGUGGGGGAGAUCCGGGGCCCGAGGCUGAGGGGAACUUAUCGCUGUAUAGCUGAGAACACACAGGGCAGAGACGCCAGAGACAUCCUCGCACCUGGAUCACAGUGUGAUGGGAACAGACAGAGUGAUGGCGACGGACACAGUGACGGAGGCAGACACAGUGACGGGGGCAUACUGCAUGGUGUAGACAGUAUGUUGUAUGUCGGCAUCUCCAUUGUGGUGCUCCUCAUUCUGGUGACUGCCAUUAUCUGGGGGGUAAAGAGAGAUUGCGGUACCAGACAUUCCCUUCAGCUUUCAGAGAGUCAUCAAGUGGAUUUGAGUGUUGAAAACGACAUGGUCCGACCUCAGCCGCCUGCAGGAGACGAUGAAGCAGCUGUAAUAUACAGUGAGGUUACCCCAGUAUCGGCCCGGCAAAGAGAUUCAGACGAAGCUGCUGUGAUCUGCAGUGUGGUUCCCCCAGCACCGGCCCGGCAAACAGAUUCAGAUGUGAUUUAUGCUGUUGUCACCAAAUCGAAGGGGAGAUCAGCUGAGCAGUGAACACUGGUCCCGCCCAGAGUCUGCUGUCCGCCAUUUAUACAGGGAAAUCAAAGAUGGUGGCGGUCUGGCCUGGAAGAGGAAGAGUCCAUUCCCGGUCAGGAGGGACACACUGCCACUUGGUGGCCAUUCCAGCAUUGAAUAGUUGAUUGAUUACUGUGUUUUUUAACAGAUAUUUUAGAUCUGCUUUCAAAUAAUAAUAAUAAUCCUUGCAGUUGAUAUAG